AUGGAAUUUGCUUGGACUCUGAUAUUUUUAGGUGGUGUUGCCUUAUCAGUUGAUGCAGUUUAUCAAGAUGUUCAAUAUAGGAAAGAAAGGAAAUUAGAAUUAAAUAAAAGAUUUUAUCCAUUAGAUUUUAAUAAAGCAGAUGCAUAUCAUAUAAUGAAAGAUACACAAGAUUUAAUUAAACUUCAUACUUAUAAUGUUUUCAAUUCAAAUAAUUUAUUAAAAUAUAAAAUUUCUAAAAAAAUUAGUCCAAAAACAAGGAAAUCGAUGAAAGAAGAAUGGAUAAUUACAGAUGUUAGAGAUCAAUCUGAAUUGGCAAUUAUUUGUAUUGGUUCACCAUUUCAUAAACAUUUUGUUCAAUUCCCAAUGAUUAAUAAAUAUAGAGAUCAUCAAUCACUGGAACUAUCAAGUUCAACUUCACAUGAACAAGCUGAACUUCAAGCUGCAACUAGUCCAAUAGUAUCAAAUAUACAAAACUUCCAACAUAUUCCAACUGCAAUUUCAUCAUCAGGUACUACAAGAUUAGAUACAAUUAAUGUUACACCAUAUAUUGAUUCAAGUCUUGUACAAAAUAGAUCAAUUACACAAAAUGAAUUAGGUUCGUUAGAAAUUAUAACAAAUAAUGAUGAUUUACAUAAAUAUGAAGUUCAAAAAUUAUCAAAAAUUUUCUUAAGAAUUACUAAAAGAUUUAAAUCAUCAAAUUUUAAAAUUUCUAAAAAUUCAAUGAUUUAUUCAUGGAAAUCAAAUGGAUAUUUAGAAAAACAAAGUAAAAAUUUAUUAGAUUCAUCAUCAGAAAGGAUUGGUAUGAUUAGAUUUAAUAAUAAAAGAGGAGAUGAUUAUUGGAUUUAUAUUAAUGAUGAACGAAUUGAUCCAUUAAUUUCAAUUACAACUGCAUUUUUACAUCAAAAAUUAUCAUUAUGGGAUUAUAAAAAAUUAACAAUUAUUUAA
Hansenula ciferrii is the source of this 945-nucleotide messenger RNA. RefSeq lists its product as uncharacterized. The record is from RefSeq and is a predicted model, not a curated record. The coding region runs from base 1 to 945 and encodes 314 amino acids. Lineage: Eukaryota; Fungi; Ascomycota; Saccharomycetes; Phaffomycetales; Wickerhamomycetaceae. The transcript has a single exon.